AUGACGGGAGUUGUAGUUCGGCCGCGGGAAGCCUCGGCGGGAAUGGCGGCGGGGACGGCUCGGAUGGAACUACAGCUCCCAGAAGGCGCCGCGAGGCCGCGCCGCCCCGGGCGGGCCAUGGCGGGGCCGCGGGAGCACCGGCUGCAGCCCGGGGACACCCUGCCGGGGCUGGCGCUGCGCUACGGGGUGACGAUGGAGCAGAUCCAGCGCGCCAACCGCCUCUACUCCUCGGACACCAUUUUCCUGAAGGCCACCCUGCUGAUCCCGCAGCCCGCGGGGCCCCGAGCCCGGCAACAUCCCGGGGACCGUCCCGAUCCCGGGGACCGUCCCGAUCCCGGGGACCGUCCCGGUGAUGAUCCCGAUCCCGGGGAUGAUCCCGAUCCCGGGGACGUUCCCAGCCCCUCCCGCCGCGACCUCUCUGCCUCGGAUUUCCUGCGGCGCUUGGACGCCGAGAUCGGCCGCUUCAAGGAGGCGGCGGCGGCGCAGCGCCCCGGUGACGUCACUCGGUGUCCCCACAGCCCCGGGCCGGGCCGGGGUGGCCCCGGUGUCACCCCUGUGUCCCCUCGGGGGGCCCGGCUGGGACCCCGACCCCUCACCAGGACCCCGCGGGCGGCCGCGCUCAGGGACAGCGAGGACGAGAUCUUCACCUUGUGA
Pseudopodoces humilis (Tibetan ground-tit) is the source of this 654-nucleotide messenger RNA. Lineage: Eukaryota; Metazoa; Chordata; Aves; Passeriformes; Paridae. The record is from RefSeq and is a predicted model, not a curated record.